UUUAUCAUGUAGUUUUUUGCUGAAGAUGAAACUUUGUUAGGAUCAAUAGUAUCAACGUUUUAACCUAAGUAAUUAUAUAUAUAUUACUAUUAUUUAUAGAUAAACUGGCACAUAAAAAAAUUGGAUGACAUUUGCCAUUCUAUUUAUUGCUGGUCUAAUACUUAUUAUUAUAUCCAUUCCAUUUGCCUCCUUUCUUAUACUUAAUCCUAAACCCUUUUGUUUAUUAUUCUCAGCUGGCUCCUUUAUUAUUUUAAUAUCCAUGCUUCAAAUAAUUCAACUAAAAACGCUUUUCAAUAAACUAUCUUCAUCUGUUGCCACAUUACUCUAUUUAGGAUCUCUAAUGGCUUGUCUUUAUACAGGAAUGUUUUAUAUAGGUUAUUUCUAUACUCUUGCAUUAUUAUCACUUUAAGUAACAUCUAAUUAUUAAAUCAAGAUUUCAACAUUGAUAUAUUUAACAGUAUCUCUUUUUCCAGGUGGUAAAACAGGAAUGCAUGCUGCAUUUCAGAUUAUUAAAAAACAACUCAAAAAAAUGCUCCUUAAAGAAAAAUCCUUUCUGCCAUUAUGA
This is a messenger RNA of Paramecium sonneborni, 565 nucleotides long. NCBI's taxonomy places the organism in Eukaryota, Ciliophora, Oligohymenophorea, Peniculida, Parameciidae. The record is from the annotation of a GenBank genome assembly.